Closterium sp. NIES-65 is the source of this 867-nucleotide messenger RNA. The record is from the annotation of a GenBank genome assembly. NCBI's taxonomy places the organism in Eukaryota, Viridiplantae, Streptophyta, Zygnematophyceae, Desmidiales, Closteriaceae.
AUGCUACGUGGCAAUUUGCAGGCCAAAACCGACACUCCUGGCAUUAGUGGCAGCAGCAGCGGCAGCACAGGUGGCAGGAGUACCACCAGCACAGCUGCCACUCAUUCAGAAGCAGGCGAGGGGCAGGGGGAGGGGAAAGGGGAGGGGGAGGGGCAGGGGGAGGGGAAAGGGGAGCGGGAGGGGCAGGGGGAGGGGAAAGGGGAGGGGAAAGGGGAGGGGGAGGGGCAGGGGGAGGGGAAAGGGGAGAGGAAAGGGGAGAGGAAAGGGGAGAGGGAAGGGGAGAGGGAGGGGGAGGGGGAGGGGGAGGGGGAGGGGGAGGGGGAGGGGGAGGGGGAGGGGGAGGGAGAGGGGGAGGGGGAGGGGGAGAGGGAGGAGGAGGAGGAGCAGGAGGCAGCACGGGAUUGGCCAGAUUCUCCGUGCAAUGGGACGUCAGUGCCAGGGCGAUGGGUGGUGACAGCGAAUGGGUCACUCAGAUGGGCAUUUUACCGGUGCACGCACCCUGAAACUCCGUCUUCUGACUGGAUAGCCGCGUUGCACGAGAGCGGCAUUUGGGAGAUCAGCGUCGUGGGGGAAAGCCACCAGCGUUGGGCUUUCUAUUGCUGCACCCCCCGGGAGACUCCCCCAUCGGACUGGAUAGGCGCGCUACACGCCAAAGGCAUUCAUGAGGUCAGCAUCGUGGGGGACAGCCACCAGCGGUACCUGGCAGCACACCUGCACUUGCUGCUCACCAGGAAGGCGGAGAGGGGUGUGAAGCGGUGGAGAGACAACCUGGUGUUCCACCCGCGUGACAGCAGCAACCGCACGCUGAGGAUUAAUUUCUUCUGGAUCGAUGAGAUCUAUAAGAACGGGGAGUUCGGCUGCACGUGA